Molecule: messenger RNA, 1651 nt
Organism: Mercenaria mercenaria
Lineage: Eukaryota; Metazoa; Mollusca; Bivalvia; Venerida; Veneridae
Product: translation initiation factor IF-2-like
Exons: 9
Coding region: 163-1164 (333 amino acids)
Biological process (GO): regulation of cell differentiation
Cellular component (GO): membrane
Source: RefSeq, a predicted model, not a curated record
UUACAAUGUACAAUUAUUCCGCUGCACCGUUUUGUUUACAAAUUAGGGUUUGACAGCUCAUGUUCACAAGAUUUUUGCGGUUUAUUUCGACAUGAUAUAAUUUCUUAAUACUUCAUACAUUCAGCAUUGAUCUAAAUUAUUGAAAGUGAUUGGAUUUACAAAAUGUCAGUUGUGAAAGAGGGCUAUGUCAAACGGCAUAGUAAAAAUAUGUUUUCGGGAGGAUGGAAUGAUGUAUAUUUAAAGCUUUAUUCUGACAGUAAUUUACUGGCUUAUAAACGGCAGGGAGAUAGAGAUGCUAAAGUACAGAUACGGAUGCAGGAUGUGUGUAAACAUUUUGCAUAUGGGGAACAUGCAGCCAAGAACUUUAAAGAGAUGCCGCAGUUGCCACCAGGCACGAGUCUCGCAUGCAUUUUAGCAAUACCAGAAAAACCUAAUCACAAAGCUAAACCACACUUCUUUCUGAUGAAAAAUGAACAAGAAUUACAUGAAUGGAUGACAGCCAUAUGUUCAACUUUACCCUCUAGACCUCAGAGUGCCCAAGCACAAGCCCCGAUACAACCCCAGACUGCCCAGACUGUGAGUAACCAACCCCCACCGUACAGUGCCGGACCUUCUUAUGGUGGACCACCCAUGCCUCAGCCUGUAGGAUUUGCAAAUAUGGGCCCAGCUCCAGGUGGAUACCAGGCCCCAUAUCCCACACAACAGAUGGGAGGUUACCCCCAGCAACCAGGGUAUCCACAGCAACCAGGCUACCCUGCUCCAGCCCCUGGCUACCCACAGCAGCCCUAUCAACAACCAUACCCUCAGCAGCCUUAUCCAACACAGCCAGCUGGUUACCCACAACAACAGUACUAUGGAGGACAACAACCCUAUGGUUACCAGCAGCCCCCACCACCUCAAGGGUAUGCCCAGCCUCCUGGUCAACAGGUUGUUUAUGUACAAGAUCAUCAUAAAAAGAAAGGUGGAUUUCCAGGAGGCAAUAAAGGAAAAAUGGCAGCAGGUUUGAUCGGUGGUGCUGCCCUUGGCUACGGUGCAAGCCGGAUGAUGGGUGGUGGAAUGAUGGGAGGAUUUGGACCGUUCGGAAUGGGCCGGUGUGGUAGUUGGAGCUCACUUAGUAGUUUUGGCAGUUUCGGAAGCUGCGGUAGUUUUGGCAGCUUUGAUUAACAUGUUGAUGCAAUAGGCUAUUUUGAAAUGUGUUGUGAUACAAUCAAAUGUUUGUCAUGAUAAUGAUAUUGAAAGUCCAACUUCUUAGGAGAAGUGAUUACAGAAAUAUGUGUAGACCUGUUAAAACAAACUGUCUUGCAAAACAAUAGCUUACUGAGUAAUGAAAGAUCUGUGUUUUGAUGUUUUAAAGGUCUUACUUCAGACUUACCUAAAAAUAAAUCUCAGAUAUAAUAUUAUGUAAUGAUAUACAGAAAAUAUUGUUUCCUGCAUCCGCAUAAACAAGAAUAUCCGAUGUUUCUAUGUUGGCAUGACAGCACACAAAUACCAGAAAUAAUACUAUGUUGCUGUGAUUAUGGAAAUAUCCAUGACAAAGAUAAUUCCUAUUAAACUUUUAUUCAGUACUAUACAGUGAAAUGAAUGAAUGGUGUAUUGAAAUGGCAUAGAAUAUUUCUUAUAAGUUUAAAUAGAAAUUAUUUUAUAAGCACUA